AAUCAGAGUCAGAGUCAGAGUUGGAGUCUAGGCCGUUUCGAAGUGGCGUUUCAGUUGGAUGAGAAAUUUGGCAGUGCAAAUUCAUCAGCAAUUACUAGUCGUUGUUUUUGGGAACGAUUGAAAGGAUUUUUCAGAAAACCGUGUGAGCAGCCAUAUGCGUCUAUUAAACGCAUAUCAUUGGCCCCGUCUUUACCCAUCACAGGCUGCCUAUUUUCCCCUUCGGCACGCGGUGAUGGAUCGCGGAGACGAAUGCCAAGAGGAGUUAUGCGCGCCGCAGGAAAAUGGCCAUCGUUUACGUCCGUCGCUGUUGAGCUGCUCGUUCUGUGACAGUUGCGCCGUGGACGGCGACGAUUUCCCUGAGGACGCCAGCGAGGAGGUGGAGGGAGUGCAUGACCAUGUGAACAGCCAUACGGCGGAGAAUGGGGAUGCCGUGGAGGGCAGUGACGACGAGGAGAAGGACGACGAUGAGGGGGAUGUGGACUGGGAGGAGCCGCUGCUGACGGAGAACCCGCGCCGUUUCGUCAUCUUCCCCAUCCAGUACCCCGAUAUCUGGCAGAUGUACAAGAAGGCGGAGGCGUCCUUCUGGACGGCGGAGGAAGUGGAUUUAAGCAAGGACCACGAGGACUGGGCCAGUUUGAAGCCGGCCGAGCAGCACUUCGUCUCCUACGUGCUGGCCUUCUUCGCCGCCAGCGACGGCAUCGUCAACGAGAACCUGGUGGAGCGCUUCUCGCAGGAGGUGCAGAUUGCGGAGGCGCGCUGCUUCUACGGCUUCCAGAUCGCCAUGGAGAACGUGCACUCGGAGAUGUACAGUCUCCUCAUCGACACCUACAUCAAGGACCGCGCCGAACGGGACCGGCUGCUCAACGGAUUGACCACGCUGCCGAUCAUCGGGCGCAAAGCGGAGUGGGCGCUGCGCUGGAUCCAGGACCCGACGGCCUCCUUCGCCGAGCGCCUGGUGGCCUUCGCCGCCGUGGAGGGCAUCUUCUUCAGCGGCUCCUUCGCCGCCAUCUUCUGGCUGAAGAAGCGCGGACUGAUGCCCGGGCUGACCUACAGCAACGAGCUCAUCAGCCGCGACGAGGGUCUGCACUGCGACUUUGCCUGUCUGCUCUUCCAGCACGUCCGGCGCAAGCCCCGCCCGCGGCGCGUGCUGGCCAUCAUCCGGGCGGCGGUGCGCGUGGAGCAGGAGUUCCUGGCGGUGGCGCUGCCGGUGCACUUGAUCGGGAUGAACUGCCGGCUCAUGUGCCAGUACAUCCAGUUCGUCGCCGACCGCCUCCUCACCGAGCUCGGCGUCGACAAGUAUUACAACACGGCGAACCCCUUCGACUUCAUGGAGAACAUCUCGCUGGAGGGCAAGGCCAACUUCUUCGAGAAGCGCGUCGGCGAGUACCAGCGCAGCGGCGUCAUGGCCCGGCACGAGGACAACUUUGUCUUCACCACCGACGCCGAGUUUUGACCGGGAGUUUUGGAUGAAUCGGUGUGAUUUUUCUCGGUCUCUUGCCGGUGCGCUGCAACGGUGCCCACUGGACAGUGACAGAUUUGUGUUUUUUUAUCUCCUUCUUUGAUCUGUUUUAUUCUUGUUAGUUCCUUCCGUUUUGCGUCGACUUAGUGAAUGGAUAGGUUUAAGUUGAGUUAAUGGAAUUUACGAUAGACUGGCUAUAAAUAAUGAUCGCAGUAAGACGUACGAGGAAAGAAAUAACAAAAUAAAAAAAACUA
Messenger RNA from Paramacrobiotus metropolitanus, 1713 nucleotides. Its product is annotated as ribonucleoside-diphosphate reductase subunit M2 B-like. The transcript has 7 exons. Bases 155 to 1453 code for a protein of 432 amino acids. The record is from RefSeq and is a predicted model, not a curated record. Gene Ontology annotation, biological process: deoxyribonucleotide biosynthetic process. Gene Ontology annotation, cellular component: cytosol. Gene Ontology annotation, molecular function: ribonucleoside-diphosphate reductase activity, thioredoxin disulfide as acceptor. NCBI's taxonomy places the organism in Eukaryota, Metazoa, Tardigrada, Eutardigrada, Parachela, Macrobiotidae.